AUGCCUCAACCAUCUUCCGUGAUGGCCGUUUCGGCUCCAGGCAAGGUCCUCUUGUCCGGCGGCUACCUUGUCCUCGAUCGCAAGUAUACUGGAACGGUGUUCGCCCUCGAUGCGCGCAUCCAUGUCGUUGUUCAGCAGCUGAGACGGGGUCCGGCGCAUAGCAAGACUGAGUCUGGCAGUGAUGAGCAGGAGGAUAUUAUUGUUGUACGAUCACCCCAGUUUGUGGAUGCUGUCUGGGAGUAUACUUUCCAGCGCUGUGAGAAUGGCGGUGGAGUGAAAGUUAUCCAGAAGGGCAAUGGACCUCGGAAUCCGUUCGUCGAGACCUCCGUUAGCUAUGCUUUGACUUAUAUCAGUUACGUCGCUGACUCGAAAGAUUUCGGCUCUCUAUCUGUUACCAUCAUGAGUGAUAACGACUACUACUCCGAGACUUCUACAUCGAAGGGCUCCGCCGCUCAAGAGUAUGGCGGCCGCUUUUCUAAUUUCGGUAUUCCUCUCUCAGAGGCCCAUAAGACGGGACUGGGUUCGUCAGCUGCCUUAGUCACCGCUCUCGUCUCGGCCUUGGUUAUCCACCGUACUAUGCAAGCCGAUGACCUCGGUGGUGGCCGUGACAAGCUCCACAACCUAGCUCAGGCCGCACACUGCGCGGCGCAAGGAAAGGUUGGUUCCGGCUUCGAUGUCGCUACUGCUGUGUACGGAUCAUGUCUCUAUAAGCGAUUCUCGCCCGCGAUCCUAGAGUCAGUGGGCGAUGUGGGGUCAGCCGGGUUCGAAGAGCGAUUGUUCGCCGUUGUCGAGGACGCCAACCCAGCGCACUCGUGGGAUACAGAGUGCGUGGAUUUUGGUAUGCAGCUCCCGCGCGGGAUGCAGAUGGUCUUGUGUGACGUGGACUGUGGCUCUCAGACGCCAUCCAUGGUGCGGAAGGUGUUGCAAUGGAGGAAAGAAAACCAGCAAGAGGCCGAUAUUCUCUGGGCCAGCUUACAGAACAACAAUGAGCGGUUGCGACAGGAGCUGAAGCGUCUCGCCCAACACCCCGAUUCCAACACUGAUGCAGAAUUCUCCGAGAUCAGCAGUUAUCUCCAGCGCACGCGGCAGCAUAUUCGCACCAUGACGCAGCGUUCAGGAGUUCCUAUCGAACCUAGUGUCCAGACUGAGCUGCUGGACAGGGUUUCUGAGAUCGAUGGCGUUAUUGGCGGAGUUGUGCCGGGUGCUGGAGGGUACGAUGCCAUUGUGUUGUUGAUUAAGGAUGAUACGGCUGUGAUUCCCCGACUGAACGAGCUUUUCGAAAACUAUCAAAGUACCGUAGAGGAUGACUUUGGAGGCAAGAUUGGCAAGGUUCGACUAUUGGGUGUGCGGCAUGGAUCUGAAGGAUUGAAGACUGAAUUCUUGGAGCAGUAUGCUGGCUGGCUCUAA
Messenger RNA from Penicillium taxi, 1407 nucleotides. RefSeq names its product phosphomevalonate kinase (gene erg8). Lineage: Eukaryota; Fungi; Ascomycota; Eurotiomycetes; Eurotiales; Aspergillaceae. The transcript is spliced from 2 exons. The record is from RefSeq and is a predicted model, not a curated record. Gene Ontology annotation, biological process: isopentenyl diphosphate biosynthetic process, mevalonate pathway; ergosterol biosynthetic process. Gene Ontology annotation, molecular function: ATP binding; phosphomevalonate kinase activity. Gene Ontology annotation, cellular component: peroxisome. Bases 1 to 1407 code for a protein of 468 amino acids.